Molecule: messenger RNA, 4213 nt
Organism: Arvicola amphibius (Eurasian water vole)
Lineage: Eukaryota; Metazoa; Chordata; Mammalia; Rodentia; Cricetidae
Gene: Xxylt1
Product: xyloside xylosyltransferase 1
Exons: 4
Coding region: 25-1203 (392 amino acids)
Molecular function (GO): UDP-xylosyltransferase activity
Source: RefSeq, a predicted model, not a curated record
CUGCUGGGCCGCGGGCUGGGGCGCAUGGGCCUCCUCCGAGGCGGGGCCGCGUGCGCUCGGGCCAUGGCGCGCCUGGGCGCGCUGCGCUCGCACUACUGCGCGCUGUUGCUGGCCGCGGCGCUGGCGGUGUGCGCCUUCUACUACCUGGGCUCGGGCCGGGAGACCUUCUCCAGCGCCACCAAGAGGCUGAAGGAGGCCCGCGCCGGGGUCGCCGCGCCUACGCCGCCCCCGUUGGAUCUGGCCCGGGGCUCCGCGGUGCCGGCCUCGGGCGCCAAGGCCAAGAGUUUGGAGAGCGGCGCGGCCGUGCCGGUGGACUACCACCUGCUGAUGAUGUUCACCAAGGCGGAGCACAACGCGGCGCUGCAGGCCAAGGCCCGGGUGGCGCUGCGCUCGCUGCUGCGCCUCGCCAAGUUCGAGGCUCACGAGGUGCUUAACCUCCACUUCGUGAGCGAGGAGGCCAGCCGCGAGGUGGCCAAGGCCCUGCUGCGGGAGCUCCUGCCGCCCGCCGCCGGCUUCAAGUGCAAGGUCAUCUUCCAUGACGUUGCUGUGCUGACAGACAAGCUCUUCCCCGUCGUGGAGGCCAUGCAGAAGCACUUCAGUGCUGGCUCGGGGACCUACUACAGCGACUCCAUCUUCUUCCUCUCUGUCGCCAUGCACCAGGUCAUGCCCAAAGAGAUCCUACGGAUUAUUCAGCUGGACCUUGACCUGAAGUACAAGACCAACAUCCGAGAGCUGUUCGAGGAGUUUGACAACUUCCUGCCAGGUGCUGUUAUCGGCAUAGCCCGAGAGAUGCAGCCGGUGUACAGGCACACAUUCUGGCAGUUCCGCCAUGAGAAUCCCAAGACCAGAGUUGGGGACCCGCCACCUGAGGGUCUUCCUGGCUUCAACAGUGGAGUGAUGCUGCUGAACCUGGAGGCCAUGCGCCAGUCUCCACUCUACAGCCAUCUGCUGGAGCCUGCAUGGGUCCAGCAGCUUGCAGACAAGUACCGCUUCCGGGGCCACCUUGGGGACCAGGACUUCUUCACUAUGAUCGGCAUGGAGCACCCCGAGCUCUUCCAUGUGCUGGACUGCACCUGGAACCGGCAAUUGUGCACCUGGUGGAGGGACCAUGGCUACAGCGAUGUCUUCCAGGCAUACUUUCACUGUGAGGGCCACGUCAAGAUCUACCACGGCAACUGCAACACCCCUAUCCCGGAGGACUAGGCACCCGCUUGCCCACUCUGCUUCUGGGGCUUCCGGGCCUGGGGAAGGAUGCUCUUUGGGAUUCAGGUGCUGCAGGCCUCCCAGCUGGCCAGUCCCUGUCCAGUGGCCAUCCAAAGAAGUUUAACUGAGCCCUGCUGAAGCUCAGGCUGUUUCCCUUCAGAGCAUCCUGAAGGACAGACAGAUGUCUUCCAGUAGGUGGUUGAAGAUACAGAAGGACAGAUUCUCUUGUCUACAUGGACUCACACCCCUUUUAAAGAGCUGGCUUUUGCUAGACCAAAUAAGUGUUUACUUUAGACUGACAGGCUUCUGUUUGUGAGAAGGACCACACGGUGCUGCUGUAGCCCCAGUGGGCCCUGAGUGAGUGAGUGAGUCAGGGCUCUAACAAGCAGCCUCCAAAGGAAUGCCACAGUCCCAUGUCCUUUCUCAGGAGGCUUUUCUCCUCCUUCCCAGAUGUUCAUGCUGCUGGUACAGACUUGAAGUGCAGCAUCUCUUUAGGUGAAGCCUCUGGGGCCAGCUAGGGAACACAGAAUAACCCUGUUGUAUCGUCCCCGGCUCUUAUCUCCCCAUGUAUCCUGGAGCCCGUUCCCUGACCAUCCCCUGCUCCGGUGACCUGACUGUACUAAGGAAUCAAAUCUGCCAUCAAAGAAUAGAGGUUGGCCAUGCUGAGGCAUGCACUAGAAUUGCCUGAACAAGGGAGAUUUCCUCCCGGGAGCAGCCUAACAGUUCACUAAUGCAAGUGGGUAGGCUUGCAGAAGUCUGGCCUGUGGGCUCACUGUGGUCUCUGGUGUGGAAAACAGACAGGCCCAUACUUUCCUGUGGCACUGUGCCAGACCCUCCCCCUUCCCAGAAGAGUGCACCAUUUCUGUAUUUGUACUUGUGAGGGCUCUGUAAGUUAGUUGUGCUUGUGAGGGCUCUGUAAGUCAGCUGUGCUUGUGAAGGCUCAGCUGUACGUCAGCUGUGCUUGUGAAGGCUCAGCCGUAAGUCAGCUGUACUUGUGAAGGCUCAGCUGUAAGUCAGCUGUGCUUGUGAGGGCUCUGUAAGUCAGCUGCCCACAUGCAGCCACCGCAGGCCAUGCACAUGUCCAGCUCAUGUCCUCAGGCAAGAAAUGUGAGUUUCUCAUAUUUUCUUCCAGUUCCCUUGACUUUUAAAUUUUCUUUCACCCCAAGUGAGAAUAGCUCAUAACUAAUCUUUGAGAACACUUGUUCGUGUUGUUUGUCCUCUGAUUAGAGUUUCCAGGGGCCUGGGGCUCUGAAUGAAGACUGGAAUCAAUAUCAACCAGAGGGCCUAAAAGGACCAACAGGAAGGAAGGAAGGCCCGCCUGGGGGUGGCUGUGAGGUGGCUUUGCUGUGUUUGGUUCUAAGUACAGAGCCAUUUCAUUCCAGCUAUUGGAGAUCAGCUGCUGCUGGGGACAAAGCGACCCCUCCCUGAGCCCAGACCUCCCCACUGCAUUCAUGCCUGGUGAGGUGGUACACACUCCUUCACUAGCCUCUGCUGGAGCCCGAUUCAUCUGUUCUCCUGGCUACUUGAUUUCCUUUUUAUAGCUUCUGGUUAUUAGAUGCCUGCCGUGUGCUGGGCAUCGUCUUGAGGAUUUAUAUGUGCUCUAGGUAAUAGUCAUGAAAACCUCAACAAGCUCAUUCUCAUUCUAAAACUUAUGUAUGAAAACAGAGGUAUGGGCAGAGCCCUAUGCUGUGUUGUUUACUGCAGCUUUUUAUUAUACAAAAACCAUAUAAUGGGAUAUAUUAAAAAUCAUUUUAAGGAAUAUUUAAUGUACCAGAAAAUACACUAGUGCGUAAAGAAUACAAAAUACAAGAUUGUAUGUGUUAUCCUUUUAUUUUUUAAAUUGCAUAUGUGUGUGUAUGUAUUUGUGUACAAACAGGUGCAUACAUGAAGUUCAUAUGUAUGUGUGAAAAGAGGGAGAUUCAAGAACAAGCCUAUCUGUAUUUUAUUCAGUUCAGCUCCUCAAGACCAUGCUUUAAACACAUUAACAGAACAGUUAUCUCAGUGAGAGGUGGGGGAUUUAAGGCCAGGGAGUUCUUCUUAACCCACAGUGACAGCAGAAGUUUUCAUCAAGAAUUAGUGUUUCUAAAGCUGUGUCUUCUGUUGUUGCCAGAAAACAGUAAGCCAGAUUCUCAGAGCACAACAGCAUCUCCCACUCUGUGUGUGUGUGUGUGUGUGUGUGUGUGUGUGUGUGUGUGUGAUUGUGGGGCAGCACAAAGGACAACUUUGUGGAUCAGUGCCCUCCACAUUUACAUACUGUCUUAGUGUUUCUGUUGCUGUAAGAGAUACCAUGACCACAGCAGCUCUUAUAAGGAAAACAUUUAAUUGGGGCUGGCUUACAGUUCCAGAAGUUUAGCCCAUUAUCAUCAUGGUGGGGAGCGUGGUGGUGUGCAGGCAGACAGUGCUGCCUACAUCUUCAGAAGGCAACAGAAAACCAGCUGAGAACGCUGGGUGGUAGCCUAAGCAUAGGAAAUCUCAAAGCCCACCCCAGAGUGACACAUUUCCACCAGCAAGGCCACACCUCCUAAUAGUGUCACUCUCUGUGAGAUUAUGGGACCCAUUACAUUCAAGCUACCACACAUACUCAUUGCACCAGCUCCCCCCCAUUUACUUUUGAGAUCACCCUCAGGAGGUCCCCCUCCCCUGUCACCAGUGGCUUUGAUCUAAUGCCUCUGGUGAAUGUAGCCAUAGACAAUAGGAAACCCAGCCGGACUGACAAAAGCCACUGUGGGCUCUUUGCUUGCCACAAAUGGCAUUGACAGAUGUUGGGGUCAGUUUCAGAUUGGGGUCCUGGUAGGAUUCGUGUUGUGCAUACAUAAUUAAAGUGCUGUGCUCUCUUUAUUUCAUAGAACCUUCCCUGUCUAGUGCACAUCUGUACAUGUACGUGAAAUGGAAGUCCAGAUGGCAUUUAUGAAUAUAGCAAACUUUAUCUUCACUUAUGUUCAUUUCCUUAUUUUUGUGCUUAUUAAUUUUAUAAAAUGCAUAAUAAAUGUUAUACAUUUAAACAUUGUAA